CUCCCAACUCUUUUUGCCACUGAAGAGAAACAAGCUUUCCAAACUGGUACAUGGCACCCCAUUCAGAUAUGUUGGUACAUCUUCACUUCAGUGACAAGGACAAAAUUAAGCUGAGGAAGCCAAUUGUUGAAAAGAUGCGCAGAGACCGCAUCAACAGCUGCAUCGACCAGCUCAAGAGUCUCCUGGAGAAGGAGUUUCACAGCCAAGACCCCAGCGCCAAACUGGAGAAGGCCGAUGUCCUGGAAAUGACCGUCAGCUUCCUCAAACAGCAGCGGCAGCAGCUUCCUCAGAGGGACUAUAAUGAAGGCUACUCUCACUGCUGGAGGGAGUCUGUCCACUUCCUCACUCUUCAUUCCACCGGAGGAGGAUCUGCCCGGGAGCUCCAGCAUCUCCACAACGGCCAGCAAACGAGCGCUGCUAUCAGCUCUGCCUCAACAGGAUCUUCCUCUAAACUGAGCACGCCUGGUUUGCAACAGCUUGACAUCAGGAGACCUGUCUGGAGACCCUGGUAGAGAAGAUGUGAACUGUAAACCCUGAGGGACGUCGUAUAAACGUCUCUCAUGAAAGUAGGAGAUUCAUUUCCAAAGUGUACGUUUGUGUUGUCAUCAUAUUGAUUGACGAAAACUUAAGACAAACAUGUGUUUGUCAAUUGAAAGAGGUGGAUUUAUGUGCUUCUUGUUCUGUUUUAAUAGCUCUUGAUGUGAUUUUUACCACAUGUGAUUAUUAAUUCAAAUUAAAUUGUUGUUGUUUUUGGUGUAUAUAUGUAUACAUUUUUUAUAUAUAUAUGUUUUGAUGUAUGCAUAUUUAAUUGAGGUUGCCUCCAGUGGAGUUUUGUGUAUCAGCCCAUUAAAAUGAAAUUGUACUUCAGUGUUUUUCAAAGUAUCUUUAUGUUUGCACUGGAAUUUUCCACCUUUGUUAGAUAAGGUAUGUUGUACCUUUGAUAAAGGAUCCAGUUUGUUGCCUUGACCAAUGCUGUUCUGAAAAUGAGCUCUUAUGUCAAAUGUUUUCUGUUAAUAAAAUUCUACAUUACCAA
Carassius gibelio (silver crucian carp) is the source of this 1033-nucleotide messenger RNA. RefSeq names its product transcription factor HES-5-like. The record is from RefSeq and is a predicted model, not a curated record. Gene Ontology annotation, cellular component: nucleus. Gene Ontology annotation, biological process: regulation of transcription by RNA polymerase II; anterior/posterior pattern specification; regulation of neurogenesis. The transcript has 2 exons. NCBI's taxonomy places the organism in Eukaryota, Metazoa, Chordata, Actinopteri, Cypriniformes, Cyprinidae. Gene Ontology annotation, molecular function: RNA polymerase II cis-regulatory region sequence-specific DNA binding; protein dimerization activity; DNA-binding transcription factor activity, RNA polymerase II-specific. Bases 51 to 512 code for a protein of 153 amino acids.